Messenger RNA from Mercenaria mercenaria, 2369 nucleotides. RefSeq names its product spidroin-1-like. The transcript is spliced from 3 exons. The record is from RefSeq and is a predicted model, not a curated record. Lineage: Eukaryota; Metazoa; Mollusca; Bivalvia; Venerida; Veneridae. Bases 178 to 1983 code for a protein of 601 amino acids.
GCCAUCGCAUUAAGAUUAUGAACGCAGCUUUUUAUGGUGAAUAACGUGUAAAAAUAUAUCUCCCACGUUAAGGAAGGUUCUUAAAAUAAUAUAUAAUACGAACAGUUAAAAAGAACAGUUCCUAAGUGGUAGAGGAAAAAAAGGAAAAAAUUUUAAAGUUAAGAGAUACAACACUUGAUGAUGACGUUUUCGUUGUUGAUUCUACUGCUUUCGUUAUCCGCAACUGUAUAUGUGGAAGCAUACAGUGUGGAGAAAGCAGUAGCAACUGAUCAGAUAGCGCAAGUGGCAAGCGCUGUAGUUGCUGCCACAGCCACAGAUGAUUCCAGCAGCUCUGAGGAUGACGAUGACGAUAGCAGCAGCGAGGAAAAUGAAAGUUUUACGCCGCUCGGGCAUGUAGGAGCAAAGGCGAAGAAGGGAGAUGACACUGAUUCGGAGGAUUCCGAUUCUAGCGAUUCUAGCGAUUCAAGUGAAGAGAGUGAAUACAGUGAAAUGAUGGAGGAGUUCCAAGACAUGUUUAAUGAAGCAGGUGAUAUUGACUGGAGUAAAUUAGGUAUUGAUGAUUUUGAAAUGUUAGGAGAUGAAUUUAACCUCGACGGUGGUUUAUUGUGGCAAACAGCACAAGGUAGUGCCGGCCAAGGUUUGUUCAAUGUUGGGGCUCAGGGAGGUGCAGGUGCAGGUGGUCAGUUUGGUGGCUCAGCUACAGGUUCAGUAUCUGGAGGAUCUGGUCAGUGGAAUGGUGGAUAUGGCUCUGAAGCUGGUGGUUUCCUGACAAGAUUCGGAGAGGGUGCUGCGAAAGGCUCUUGGGACGGCGGGGCUGGUCAGGGUUCAUGGACAGGUGAUGCCGGUAAGGGUUCAUGGGCUGGUGCAGCUGGCCAAAUCUCAUCCGGCGGGGCCGGUCAAGGCGUAUGGACUGGCGGAGCUAGUCAAGGCUCAUGGGGUGGUGCAGGUCAGGGCUCAUGGACUGGCGGAGCUGGUCAAGGCUCAUGGGAUGGUGCAGGACAGGGUACGUCGACAGGUGGAGCAGGUGCUUCAGGCGGGGCCGGUCAGGGCUCAUGGACUGGCGGAGCUGGCCAAGGCUCAUGGGGUGGUGCCGGACAGGGUUCGUCGAAAGGUGGAGCCGGUGAAGGAUCCUCCGGCGGGACCGGUCAGGGCUCGUGGACUGGCGGAGCUGGUCAAGGGUCAUGGAGCGGGGCCGGUCAGGGCUCAUGGACUGGCGGCGCUGGUCAAGGCUCAUGGGGUGGUGCAGGACAGGGUUCGUCGACAGGUGGAGCCGGUGUAGGAACGUCAGGCGGGGCCGGUCAGGGCUCAUGGACUGGCGGAGCUGGCCAAGGCUCAUGGGGUGGUGCCGGACAGGGUUCGUCGAAAGGUGGAGCAGGUGUAGGAUCUUCAGGCGGGACCGGUCAGGGCUCAUGGACUGGCGGAGCUGGUCAAGGGUCAUGGAGCGGGGCCGGUCAAGGCUCGUGGACAGGUGGUUCCGGACAAGGUUCAUGGACUGGUGGUGCCGGUCGGGGUUCGUGGACAGGUGGUGCAGGUCAGGGUUCAUGGACUGGUGGAGCCGGACAAGGCUCCUGGGGCGGUACCGGUCAGGGCUCUUCGACAGGCCAAGCUGGCGGAAGUGGAUCAGGAAAAUGGUGGAUGUCUACUUCCGGCAAAAAUGCUGCUCUUUUGGAAAGGUUAAGAGCUCUCCUCCGUGCAAAAAUGGCAGCUGGGCAAUGGAAAGAGGAGUGGAACCAGCAUUUCGGCAAGGCCUUCUCUUCCGGUUUUGUUGGCCGCGAAAAACCAGGCCACAUCUUGCAGACAGUUAAAGGAACAAUGGGUCACAAUGAUAUUGGAGGAGCCACUAGAGUCGUACUGGGCGGCGGUCGUUGGACCCAAACUAAGCCUGUGGAAACUGUUGCCCGGAUGAGAAGUAGUUCGGGAAGUAGUUCAUCUGGAAAUAAUCAGCAGAAAACAUCGAUAGCACAAACACAAACAAUUAAUUAAACUGUUUCUAUUUCCACUAAUAUGCUGUCAAUACAAUAAUUUCUAUAAAAAGAUCCUGUGAAAGCAACUAAGCAAAAUACCAAUGUUCAUGAGGGAUGAUAUAAGUUACCCCUCAUUCCCCUAGCCUCGGCUUUAGGGAAAUUCUAAUAUUAUACAUAAACAUUGAAUGGACUCGAAAUGACUUUAAGUAAUCGUCAGUGAAGUGUAAGCGUAUAAAAAGCGUAACUCAACACUGUUGACCGUUUCGUUAUAGAUUAUGACCCCGGUCUGUAAAUAGCUAAUUAAACAAACGUUGGUUCCGAGAAACAAUUGUCGAUAUGAGUUAUACUGCGCAUUAUUUGACGAACUGACAUAACAUGGAAAAUAAGAAAUUUAUAUGAAAUAUC